AUGGAACCAGGGUCAAGUACUUUGUUGACUCUCCUCAUAACUUUGAGCUGGUUUCAUCUCGCCGAAUCUUUGGGCACCGGUUUAGGACUCUCCCCUCACAUGGGAUGGAGCAGCUGGAAUGUUAAACAAUGCGACUCGGCAUCGGCCAAAUAUGCCCUGGACGCGGCAGACAAGUUCAUCUCGCUUGGACUCAAAGAUCUCGGGUAUGAGUACAUCAAUAUUGACGACUGCUGGUCUACGAAAGAGCGGGAUGGAAGCGGAAAACUGGUGCCCGAUCCCGUCAAAUGGCCCAACGGCAUCAAGGCCGUCGCUGAUCGGAUUCACGACAUGGGUCUCAAGUUCGGCCUCUAUGGUUGCGCAGGCCAGAUGACCUGUGCCGAAUUCCCGGGGAGCGAGGGGUAUGCAGUGUCAGAUGUCGACCAGUUGGUUGGCUGGGGUGUUGAUUUUUGGAAGUUCGACAACUGCUAUACUCCCUGCAAGGUGAACCCUCGGCCCCAAACCUGCCCCGACCCGGCCGGAAACACCAAGACCUGGUACGCGCCGAUGCGAGAUGCAAUUCUUGCUGCGCGGGCUCGUACCGCAAGCCAGAUUCACUUCAACCUAUGCAACUGGGGGCGAGACGAGGUCUACAAAUGGGGCGCCCAGUACGGUGCCCAAUCCUGGAGAAUAAGCGAAGACAACUACGGUGACUGGGCCAGCAUCGAGCGCAUCGCCAGUACCGCGGCAGACAUCACGCAGUACAGCGGACCAGGCGGCUUCAACGAUCUCGACAUGCUGUACCUGGGCUCGCCCAAGCUCAACACGCGCCAGGAGCGCCUCCAUUUUGGCCUUUGGGCCAUCCUCAAGUCGCCGCUGGUGCUGGGGCUCGACCUUAGCAACAUCUCUGCGUCGACGCUGGAGAUCGUCACGAAUAGGGGAAUCAUCGAGAUUAACCAGGACCCCCUCGGCAAGCCGGCUAACACUUUUCGUCCGCCGGGCGGCCCGGAGCCUGUGAAAGGGAAGAUAUACCCGUACUGGGUGGGCGAGCUCAAGGAUGGGGUGGUUAUCGGUCUCUGCGCGGGCACUGCUGCCGGGAGGUAUAGUCUUGAGUUUAGGGAUGUUCCGGGGUUGGGAAGGGGUUGGUAUGAGUGGACAGAGAUGUAUACUGCCCAAACGGGCUGGGGUUCGGGCGUGUCGCUCGAUAUUGGCUUGCAUGAUAUGCGGGUUGUCAAGGUCGGCAGCUUCAUCUUCAGCACGAGCAACAUUCCGUCGAGACUGUCGGGCCCAGCAGGCAAGAGGGAUUACUAA
Molecule: messenger RNA, 1287 nt
Organism: Parathielavia appendiculata
Lineage: Eukaryota; Fungi; Ascomycota; Sordariomycetes; Sordariales; Chaetomiaceae
Product: glycoside hydrolase family 27 protein
Exons: 6
Coding region: 1-1287 (428 amino acids)
Biological process (GO): oligosaccharide metabolic process; glycoside catabolic process
Cellular component (GO): cytoplasm
Molecular function (GO): alpha-galactosidase activity
Source: RefSeq, a predicted model, not a curated record